GCAUUUCCAGAGCUGCAGGCUGGAGAACUAGCAUCACUGAUACAGAAUCCUUGCUUGCUGUACACACAUCCUAACGGGAGGACCAUCUUUCCUGACGUUCUUCACGGCAAGCUGAGGGCUAUGCCCCCGUUUCUAUUUGUCCUUCUUCUUCUCUUGAGUGUGAUACAAGUAACUGAUUCAGAAACUGUCACCUCUGAAGAUGUCCAAAAGACCUGCCCUGCGAUUGCCUGUUGUCCAGGUCUGAACGGCUUUCCGGGCAAAGAUGGCCGUGAUGGCGCCAAGGGAGAGAAAGGAGAACCAGGUGAAGGUUUGAGAGGCUCACAGGGCCCUCCUGGAAAGAUGGGACCUCCAGGAGCUCCAGGAGCCCCAGGAGCCCCAGGAGCCAAGGGUCCAAAAGGAGACCCUGGAAAAACCAUAGAAUGUGCUCCUAGUUCAACUGAUUCAGAAAUAGCAAGUCUGCGAUCAGAAUUGGAACGUAUCAAAAACUGGCUUUACUUCUCUCUGGUGAAAAAGGUUGGGAAGAAGCUCUUCUUGAGCAGUGGUGAAAAGAUGAGCUUUGACAAAGUCAAGGCUCUCUGUGCCAGGGUCCAGGCCUCGGUGGCCACUCCCAGGAAUGCUGAGGAGAACCAGGCCAUCAGGAGUACAACCACAGAAGCUGCCUUCCUGGGCAUCACAGAUGAAGUUAAUGAAGGCCAGUUUGUGGAUAUGAAAGGAGCAUCAUUGAGCUACACCAACUGGAAUGAAUAUGAACCCAACAAUGCUAACCCAGGAGAAGACUGUGUGGUCAUUCUUUCAGAUGGAAAAUGGAAUGACAUCCCUUGUUCCAGAUCCUUUAUGGCAGUCUGUGAAUUCACUGUUUGAGUGAAAUUACCCUCCAGAACCCCCUGUCCAUUUCUGCAUCUUAUAAGAUCAGCAUCUGCUUUAGAGGGUCAUACAUAGUCACUUCCUGAAACACCUAGUAUUGAGCUACUCUUUUGUGGAGAAUUGGGGAAAAUUCAAGAAUGGAUUGAAUGGUGGACUGUGGAAGUGAGAAGUGAGAAGAGUCAGAGAGCUUCAACUCCACUCUGAAUCACUACCUAUUCUUCUGAACCACAGUAGUAGCAGUUAAUUUAACAGGAGGACAAAAGUACAGAUAAUGUACUUUUAGUCUUAUCAUGUGCCAUGAGCUUUGUAACUUCCAGGGGUUGUCUAAUUCAAUUAACCUACAAUACUUUUG
This is a messenger RNA of Perognathus longimembris pacificus (Pacific pocket mouse), 1216 nucleotides long. RefSeq names its product mannose binding lectin 2 (gene Mbl2). The transcript is spliced from 5 exons. The record is from RefSeq and is a predicted model, not a curated record. Gene Ontology annotation, biological process: positive regulation of phagocytosis; surfactant homeostasis. NCBI's taxonomy places the organism in Eukaryota, Metazoa, Chordata, Mammalia, Rodentia, Heteromyidae. Gene Ontology annotation, cellular component: multivesicular body; rough endoplasmic reticulum. Bases 121 to 861 code for a protein of 246 amino acids.